CCGCCCCCGCCUCUCCCUUUCUAUUUUCGGUCAUUGAGGAAGCGAAGGCAGCAGCCGGGCCCUCGCUCCGCCGUUUCCUCCCGUUCUCAACGCCAUGGCCGCCACCGGGGUCCUGCCUUUCAUCCGCGGGGUGGACCUCAGCGGCAACGACUUCAAGGGUGGUUAUUUCCCAGAACAUGUCAAGUCUAUGACCAGCUUGCGAUGGCUGAAGCUGAACCGGACCGGGCUUUGUUAUUUGCCAGAGGAAUUGUCUUCCCUCCAGAAACUGGAGCAUCUCUCGGUGAGCCACAACAGCCUCACGACUCUCCAUGGGGAACUCUCCGGACUCCCUUGCCUGCGAGCCAUUGUUGCCCGAGCAAACUCUUUGAAGAACUCCGGGGUUCCUGAUGAUAUUUUCCAACUCGACGAUCUUUCCGUCUUGGACUUGAGUUACAACCAACUGACGGAGGUGCCUCGGGAGCUGGAGAACGCCAAGAAUAUGCUGGUGCUCAACCUGAAGCAGAACAGCAUCGACAACAUCCCCAACCAGCUCUUCAUCAACCUGACCGACCUGCUUUACCUGGACCUGAGCGACAACAAGCUGGAGAGCCUCCCUCCGCAGAUGCGGCGCCUGGUCCACCUCCAGACCUUGAUCCUGAAUAACAACCCGCUUCUCCACGCCCAGCUCAGGCAAUUGCCCGCCAUGGUGGCCUUGCAGACGCUGCACCUUCGGAAUACGCAACGCACCCAAAGCAACCUCCCUACCAGUUUGGAUGGAUUGGUCAACCUCUCAGACGUGGACCUCUCCUGCAACGAACUCACCCGGGUCCCCGAGUGUCUCUACACGUUGUCCAACCUCCGGCGCCUGAACCUGAGCACCAACCAGAUUUCGGAGCUGUCCCUCUGCAUCGACCAGUGGACUCACCUGGAGACCCUCAACCUGUCCAGGAACCAGCUCACCUCUUUGCCGUCUGCCAUUUGCAAGCUGACCAAACUGAAGAAGCUCUACCUGAACUCCAACAAGCUGGACUUCGAUGGCAUCCCCUCCGGCAUCGGGAAGCUGGCCAACCUGGAGGAGUUCAUGGCUGCCAACAAUAACCUGGAGCUCGUUCCAGAAAGUCUGUGCAGAUGCGCGAAGCUGAAGAAGCUGGUUUUGAACAAGAACCGCUUGGUGACUUUACCGGAAGCUGUCCAUUUCCUGAUUGACAUUGAGGUCUUGGAUGUCCGCGAAAACCCCAACUUGGUGAUGCCCCCCAAACCGGUGGACCGGACCUCGGAGUGGUACAACAUCGACUUCUCGCUCCAGAACCAGCUGCGCCUGGCGGGUGCCUCUCCUGCCACUGUGGCGGCCGCGGCCGGGGGGAGCAGUCCCCGAGACCCUUUGGCCCGGAAGAUGCGCCUGCGCCGGCGCAAGGAUUCCACGCAGGACGACCAGGCCAAGCAGGUGCUGAAGGGCAUGUCGGACGUGGCGCAGGAGAAGAACAAGAAGAUGGAGGAGAACGGGGACCUGAAGUACACGGACCUGAAGACCCGCCGCUGGGACCAGAGCCUGGAGAAGCCGCACCUCAACUACUCCGAGUUCUUCACCGAAGACGUGGGGCAGCUCCCGGGCAUCACCGUCUGGCAGAUCGAGAACUUCGUGCCCACCGCGGUGGACGAGGCCUUCCACGGGAAGUUCUACGAGGCCGACUGCUACAUCGUCCUGAAGACCCUUCUCGAUGCCAAUGGGUCCUUGAACUGGGAGAUCUACUACUGGAUUGGUCAGGAGGCCUCGCUGGACAAGAAGGCUUGUUCGGCCAUCCAUGCGGUCAACCUGCGCAAUUAUUUGGGAGCCGAGUCCCGCUGCAACCGGGAAGAAAUGGGAGACGAGAGCGACGAGUUCAGCCAGGUCUUCGAUCAUGAGAUUUCCUAUAUCGAAGGAGGCACGGCCAGUGGAUUCUACACCGUCGAGGAUCUUCAUUAUGUCAGCAGGCUCUAUCGGGUUUACGGCAAGAAGAACAUCAAGCUGGAGCCGGUGCCGUUGAAAGGCACGUCCUUGGAUCCUCGGUUUGCCUUCCUCUUGGACCACGGCCUCGAGAUCUAUGUCUGGAGGGGAGGACAAGCCACAUUGAGCGCCACCACCAAAGCCAGGCUCUUUGCGGAGAAGAUCAACAAGAACGAGCGGAAGGGCAAAGCGGAGAUUGUGCUCCUGACCCAGACGCAGGAGACCCCCGAGUUUUGGGAGGUCCUGGGGGGGCAGCCGGAGGAGAUCAAGGCCAACGUCCCGGAAGACUUCCGGCCCCCCAGGCCCAAGCUCUACAAGGUCGGCCUGGGUCUGGGCUACCUAGAAUUACCCCAGAUCAACUACAGACUCUCCGUCGAACACAAAAAGAGGCCGAAGGUGGAUCUGUUGCCGGAGAUGAGGCUGCUCCAGAGCCUCUUGGACACCAAGUCGGUCUACAUCCUGGACUGCUGGUCGGACGUCUUCAUCUGGAUCGGGCGCAAGUCCCCGCGGCUGGUGCGGGCGGCCGCGCUGAAGCUGGGCCAGGAGCUCUGCAGCAUGCUCCACCGCCCCAAACACGCCAUGGUCCUCCGCAACCUGGAGGGCACCGAGUGCCAGGUCUUCAAGUCCAAAUUCAAGAACUGGGACGACGUCUUGAAGGUGGAUUACACCCGCAACGCGGAAUCGGUCCAGAAGGCCGAGGGCAUCUCCGGGAAGGUCCAGAAGGACGUCGAGAAGAAGGACCAGAUGAAGGCGGACCUGACGGCCCUCUUCUUGCCCCGACAGCCCCCCAUGCCGCUGGCCGAGGCAGAGCAGCUCAUGGAAGAGUGGAACGAAGACCUGGACGGUAUGGAGGGCUUCGUCCUGGAGAACAAGAAGUUUGCCCGCCUGCCGGAGGAGGAGUUUGGCCACUUCUACACCCAGGACUGCUACGUCUUUCUCUGCCGGUACUGGGUGCCGGUUGAAUGCGAAGAGGAUGAGGAGGAGAAGAAGAAGAAGAGGAAGAAGGGAGUGGACGGGGCUGGUGGAGGAGAGGACGAAGACGAGGAGGAAGAUGAGGAGGAGGAGAAGCAGCCGGAGGAGGACUUCCAGUGUGUGGUGUAUUUCUGGCAAGGGAGGGAGGCCUCCAACAUGGGCUGGCUGACCUUCACCUUCAGCCUCCAGAAGAAGUUCGAGAACCUUUUCCCCGGGAAGCUGGAGGUGGUGCGCAUGACCCAGCAGCAGGAGAACCCCAAGUUCCUCUCCCACUUCAAGCGCAAGUUCAUCAUCCACAAAGGCAAGCGCAAGGCCAAGGAGGACAGCCUCCAGCCCAGCCUCUACCACAUCCGCACCAACGGCAGCGCCCUUUGCACUCGCUGCAUCCAGAUCAAUACAGACUCCGGACUCCUCAACUCAGAAUUUUGUUUCAUCUUAAAGGUCCCCUUUGAGAGCACCGACAACCAAGGCAUUGUUUACACUUGGGUCGGUCGAGCGGCCGACCCGGACGAGGCCAAAUUGGCCGAAGACAUCAUGAACCACAUGUUUGAUGAUUCUUACAGCAAACAGGUGAUAAACGAAGGAGAAGAGCCCGAGAACUUCUUCUGGGUCGGGAUCGGGCCACAGAAACCCUAUGACGGAGACGCCGAAUACAUGAAGUACUCACGUCUCUUCAGGUGCUCCAACGAGAAGGGCUACUUCGCCGUGUCGGAGAAGUGUUCGGACUUCUGCCAAGACGAUCUUGCGGACGACGACAUCAUGCUUCUGGACAACGGGCGGGAGGUGUAUAUGUGGGUCGGGACUCAGACAAGCCAAGUGGAGAUCAAACUGAGUCUCAAAGCAUGCCAGGUCUACAUCCAGCACAUGCGCUCCAAAGAGGCGGCCCAACCGCGGAAGCUCCGCCUCGUCCGGAAGGGCAACGAGCCGCCCGCCUUCACCCGCUGCUUCCACGCGUGGAGCGUUUUCCGGAAACCUCCUGCCUAGGACUGGCUAGUAUGGCCUCUUAUAAGAAUCCCCUUUUCUUAUUUAUCUUCUAGCGCACCGGGGAAAAUGUUACGAGAAGGGACGGAGCCAGGAGAGGCACCUCCCCUUUGAGGUGGAGUUAACCACAGCUCCGCCCAUUUGGGGGUGGAGCUAAGGCAAGUCCCGCCCCACCUCCUGGGUGUCCUUCGAAAACCCAAACACUUUUGCACCGCUCUCCUCACUUGUGUUUUUCUUAGCGCACUGAGAUUUCCGAGGCAUUUCCUGGGGAAUGUGGUGGCUGGGAUUAUUCGGGUGCUUCCACUGAGACUUCCGCUCUCUAUUUUAUGUAUUCUAUUCUAUAUAAUAAAAUUGAAAAAUAUG
Messenger RNA from Anolis carolinensis (green anole), 4279 nucleotides. RefSeq names its product FLII actin remodeling protein (gene flii). The record is from RefSeq and is a predicted model, not a curated record. Gene Ontology annotation, biological process: barbed-end actin filament capping; actin filament severing; actin polymerization or depolymerization. Gene Ontology annotation, cellular component: actin cytoskeleton; cytoplasm; nucleus. NCBI's taxonomy places the organism in Eukaryota, Metazoa, Chordata, Lepidosauria, Squamata, Anolidae. Bases 95 to 3919 code for a protein of 1274 amino acids. Gene Ontology annotation, molecular function: phosphatidylinositol-4,5-bisphosphate binding; actin filament binding. The transcript has 30 exons.